Messenger RNA from Octopus sinensis (East Asian common octopus), 2620 nucleotides. Its product is annotated as melatonin receptor type 1B-B-like. The transcript has 2 exons. The coding region runs from base 699 to 1592 and encodes 297 amino acids. Gene Ontology annotation, molecular function: G protein-coupled receptor activity. The record is from RefSeq and is a predicted model, not a curated record. Lineage: Eukaryota; Metazoa; Mollusca; Cephalopoda; Octopoda; Octopodidae. Gene Ontology annotation, biological process: G protein-coupled receptor signaling pathway. Gene Ontology annotation, cellular component: membrane.
UACAGGCUUACUGCCUUUAAAUGGGUCUUUGAUUUAGACAGAAGGCCAACAGUUUGAAGAUGAGGGUGUUAGUAAAUACCAUUGGUACCAGUUCUUGAUUGGUACUUUGUUUCAACCAUAGAGAUUUGAAAGGCAAAUUUGGCCUCAGCAAGGUUUGAACUUACUUGGAAGAAAUAUCUGAAUGAAUUUUUUUCCACUGAUAUUUUGUUUCUGGUCGUCAUCACUAAAUAGUGUAAUUUAGUAAAGUGAUAGUAUUAAAAUCAUUGUUGUUAUUUAGGUUUCAUAACUUUGUACAUAUUUGUGAUGAGGUGAUCUACUUUGAAACUAAUUAGUAAAAUUAAGCAGGAUGUAUUUUAGUCUGUAUAAUAUCUAUUUAAGCAACUUAUCAGACAAAUUAUUGCAAAUUCAUUUGAAAUCUCUGUCUGAUAAGUUUAUUCCACAUUCUAAUUGUAUUUGUAUAAGGAUUCAACUACAAGAACAGAAUUCCAAUAUCAUCUCCAACAUAGAAGUUUGGAUUACAAAUGAUUUUCAGUCUACCGUAAUGGACUAAUCAAGUUAAUUACCAUACAAUAUAAAUAUAUAUAUAUAUAUAUAUAUAUAUAUAUAUGUACUAAUACAAGCAUACACAUAUAUACAUUUCAACAAUCAACAUAUACACGUUAAACGUACUAAACUAUAAACUACCCACUUGUUUCAACAUGAAUGCAACCCAUUUGUCUGAUCCGGUUUUGAUUUCAAGAUUAAUUGUUUUUAGUAUGAUACCUUUCUUCCUAAUUGUGGGACUCGUUGGUAACAUAUUUGUGAUAUAUAUUUAUGCACGACAGUCCCAGAAAAGCAAUGUAGAAACAUUCAUCCUUGUACUGGCUGUUAUUGAUCUCAUUGGAUGUAUCUUUGGAAUGCCUCUGGAAAUGGCUGAACUUUAUCCUGCAAUUCAAUCAAAUUAUUUGUGUAAAUUAUACAAGUUUAUUGUCUUCACCUGUUCUAUCAUGUCAUCCCUCAUUCUUCUCACAGUUGCCGUUGAAAGGUUCAGAAAAAUAUGUCGUCCACAUGGAAAACAAAUUACCCAAAACCUACGCCAGAGACUUAUUGUUUCCAUAGCAAUAACAUCGGUCAUACUAAUAUUACCAGUUAUUAUCUAUAAUGAAGGUGUUCCCUUUACCUAUGAAAACAAGAUAUACAUGAUAUGUGAUUGUGACCUUAAAAGGUCAUCUGUCUGGUCAUAUACUCUAGUAGUCUUAAUUCUUCACGCUAUACUUCUCCUAGCCUUGACUGUACUCUAUUCCUUUGUUUGGAAAACUAUUACUCAGCGUCUCAGGAAAAAGCAAAGUAAAGAAGAAGCUCCCAGACAACAAGGAAUCAAUCACACCAUCAUUGUACUUGUCUCAAUCUCUGUUUUGUAUUCUGUCAGUUUUUUGCCGUUCCUCAUCUUCUUUGUCAUAUAUCCAUACUGCAAAGAUUCUAAUUUGUUGCAGAUCUUUAAAGUGGUUUUAUAUCGUAAUUGGAUACUAAAUUCCUCCUUAAAUCCCAUGGUGUAUGGAUUCUGCAAUAAAAUAUUCCGGAAAAGUUUUGUAAAUAUUUUUACUAGGAGGUAAAAUUAUUUUUGAAAUUGAGGAGAAAUUUUAGGAUUUGGUUUACACUACACUUUCAAUACAGAGGAAUUCUUUCAAGUCGAAGAAACAUUUUCUUUACUGACUAUUUCCAAAGAAGAAUACUGUUGUUGUUUUUUGUACAAUAUUGAAAAUAACUCAGUUUCAGGUAUUUUAUAAAAUAACCAACUUUCUCAUUAUUUUUAUGAUGUUUGGAGAAUUAUAUUUUCUUUCAUAAAAUUGGAAAAUUUUGAUUUCAAUCCAUGCCAGCAUGGAAAGCGGAUGUUAAAUGAUGAUGAUGAUGAUGAUAAUGAUGAGCCUUUUAAAAUAUGCCAUUUAUAUCCUUGAUCCAGUGCCGGUCAAAGGUAGGUUAGUAUCGGAAAGGUCUAUUUGAACACCAACAGUUUCUCUGUUACAUAUUUAUUCCAGUUUCUGUUGUUUUAUACUUUCUAUUAACCCAUAACUGUGUAUCUGAGUUCUCUUUUAAACUCCAAACUAUUUGGAUUCUACAGUUUCUGCAUUACAUAUUAAAUCUGCAUUAACAAAAUACUGGGAAAAAAAAUUGUUGCUAUUAUCACAGUCAUCAUCAUUAUUGCCACUGUCAUCAUCAUCAUCACUCUUACGUAAACUUUUCGUCCUUGAGUUUGUUGGUCAAGUCUUCCACACAGAAUUAUGUUAUUCCUGUCUUUGUAUCAACUUUUUUAAAUCACAGAAUUUUUAGACUGGCCAACCCAUGGAGAUCAUCAUUAAUAUCUACACGGACAUGUUACCUAUGCAUGUUAUAUGCUGCUAAUAAAGUAUUUACUUCUUUUGUGCAAUUCAUUUGUCAGAGAAAGGAUUUAAAAUUAAUCCCCUGUGCUUUUAGCAAUUCUAAUACAAUUUCAAAAAUAGCAAUUAAAAUUCUCUUUCAAUGAAAAUGUUUGAUAUUCUUUGCUGAGCAAAAAAUUAUUUUGAAACCCACCAACUCUUCAAUCUUUUAUUUUGCAUACAGCAUUAGCAACUUUUCUACUUAUUUAAGAAAUAAACACUUUUAG